Penicillium angulare is the source of this 510-nucleotide messenger RNA. RefSeq lists its product as uncharacterized. Lineage: Eukaryota; Fungi; Ascomycota; Eurotiomycetes; Eurotiales; Aspergillaceae. Bases 1 to 510 code for a protein of 169 amino acids. The transcript is spliced from 4 exons. The record is from RefSeq and is a predicted model, not a curated record.
AUGGGGAAGUCAAAACAAGAGAAGCCACUAUCCCACGAGGAAAUCUGGGAUGACUCUGCUUUGGUGAGAUCUUGGGAAGAUGCGGUUGAAGAGUAUCAACUCUAUCAUAGCAUUCAUGCUAAGGGUGAAAAUGUCGAAGAUGUCCUGAGAGAAGCUGAAGAAUCAGGAAUUCUCGAUAAGGACCCUGAGGCUGUUGGUGAUCACGAAGAAGCAUAUGAUGAAGAUGUGACCAUGGAAGGCGACACCGCGGACUCUAACAUACAAGUGACAGACCCCAAAGACUCGGUCGCUCAAUCUAUUCCAGAGGAUAUCCAGCAUCCUACUAAGGAAGAGUCAAAACCUGCUGUCGCACAAGGCUCCGAAAUUCCGCCUCGUAUUAUGCCGAUGCCAGAGCCUAUCAUGGCCCAAGUUCAAGAUGAAAAUUUGAAGCGACUUAUGAUGGGCUGGUACUAUGCAGGGUACUAUACAGGCCUCUACGAUGGACAGCAACAGGGCAACCAGUCGAAGUGA